Molecule: messenger RNA, 1299 nt
Organism: Aplosporella prunicola CBS 121167
Lineage: Eukaryota; Fungi; Ascomycota; Dothideomycetes; Botryosphaeriales; Aplosporellaceae
Exons: 2
Coding region: 196-1299 (367 amino acids)
Source: RefSeq, a predicted model, not a curated record
AUUGCCAUCUCGGCCUUUUAAUGCUCCAACAUGUCGUCGACGACCCGUCCUCUCGGUCCCAGAUUCCUCCGUAAUCCGACGCAUCAGCGUGCCUCGGUACCUGCACUGGCGUCGCGUCGGCCCGCACCCUGACGCGCCAUGUCCACUGCUCACGCUGCUUAGCCUACUUUCUUUUCUCUUUCUCAUUCUUCCACCAUGUCAGGCACCGCGCGCCUCCCGCUCGUCGCCGCCAUCGCCGUGGCGGGCAUCUCGCUCGCCGCCGCGGCCUCGUCGCCCUCCUUCCGAGAGCGCGCCUGCAACCUGCUGGGCAUUGGCGUGCCGGGCGGCUUAUGGCGCUUACUGGCCAUACUUCUGGUGCUGGUGAACCUGAAAAACCUGCCGUUUAUGUGGCAUAUCCGCCUCUUCCACACCAUGGCAUACCACCUCUACCUGCAACCUACGCCGCUCCCGCCGCGCUCCCUCUUCCGCCCCAUCAUCACGCCCAUUGCGCGCAGCCCGAUCGCCGAAACCGACUAUAACCUGCACAAGUCGAACAGCACGUACUUCAGCGACCUCGACAUCGCGCGCACAGCGCUCGUGAGCGCGCUCCUGCGCAACGGGAUCCAGAAGCGGAACACGGACGCGGCGUUGUCGCCGCCCAACGGCGCGGGCGGCGGCUUCGCCAUCGCCCUCGGCGCCGUGUCCUGCCACUUCCGCCGCGAGAUCGCGCCGUACGCCGGCUUUGAGAUAUGGACGCGCCUGCUGGCGUGGGAUCGCAAGUGGCUGUAUCUGGUCUCGCAUAUUGUGCGGCCGGGCAAGGCUAGGCCGGCACAGUACGCGCUGCAGCCGUGGAAGAAGGGAAAGGCGCAGAGGGAGGAGACCGAGGAGCAGCGCAUCAAGCGCCUUGGUGGCGCGGUCUACGCUACCAGCAUCGCCAAGUACGUCGUCAAGAAGGGCCGCUGGACUGUGCCGCCUGAGACAAUGCUGCGCAGCUCGGGGCUGCUGCCGGCGGCGCCGGAGGAGAGCGAGCAGGGCGAGACGAAUGGGCACGCCGAGCAGAACGGUCACGCCGAGCAAAACGGUCACGCCGAGCAAAACGGUCACGCCGAGCAAAACGGCCACGCCGGCCCGAACGGCAAACCCACCACCACCGCCGCCGCCGACGCCUCGACUCCCCUAACCUGGGCUGCUAUCGAAGCCACCCGCCAGCAGGGCCUGCGCUUCGCGGAGAAGUUCGCCGACCUAGACGGCCUGCACGAGCUGUUCGACGGCGGCGAGGCCGAGGGCGUGCUCGGCGAGUUUGGGGACCUGGUGUGGUGA